Messenger RNA from Hemibagrus wyckioides, 4524 nucleotides. It is a transcript of the gene cry3a, whose product is annotated as cryptochrome circadian regulator 3a. Lineage: Eukaryota; Metazoa; Chordata; Actinopteri; Siluriformes; Bagridae. Gene Ontology annotation, cellular component: nucleus; cytoplasm. Gene Ontology annotation, molecular function: FAD binding; DNA binding. Bases 176 to 2041 code for a protein of 621 amino acids. Gene Ontology annotation, biological process: circadian regulation of gene expression; negative regulation of DNA-templated transcription; entrainment of circadian clock by photoperiod. The record is from RefSeq and is a predicted model, not a curated record. The transcript has 14 exons.
GGAGAACCUGCGCUGCUGCUCACACGACGCAGCAAGACGCACAGUGGGACGGGUCAGUACGCAGAGGCGAAGGCAAGAACAUCGACGGUUUUUGAGUGGACCUUCCCAAAAUAUCGUGGGAAGAGAUGGUUUUUUCUUCAGGACUGACAUAACAUUCAAAGCCGACACGCUGAACAUGGCCCCAAAUUCCAUCCACUGGUUCCGGAAGGGCCUACGUCUCCAUGACAACCCUGCACUUCAGGAGGCAGUGCGGGGUGCAGGUACUCUCCGCUGUGUUUACUUCCUGGACCCCUGGUUUGCUGGGUCCUCCAACCUUGGGGUCAACAGGUGGAGAUUUCUCCUUCAGUGCCUAGAUGAUCUUGACUCCAGUCUCCGGAAGCUCAAUUCACGCCUUUUUGUUAUCCGAGGUCAACCAGCCAACGUUUUUCCACGACUGUUUAAGGAGUGGGAAAUAUCCAGGUUGACCUUUGAGUAUGACUCAGAACCUUUUGGAAAGGAGCGGGAUGCUGCCAUUAAGAAGCUUGCAAUGGAGGCUGGGGUGGAAGUCAUUGUCAAGAUCUCACAUACACUUUACAAUCUGGACAAAAUCAUUGAGUUAAAUGGAGGUCAGCCACCCCUCACCUACAAGCGUUUCCAGACUCUGAUCAGCCGUAUGGACCCACCAGAGAUGCCAGUGGAGACCUUGUCUAGCACCCUUAUGGGCUGCUGCGUCACACCUCUAUCUGAAGACCAUGGGGACAAAUAUGGCGUGCCUUCUCUUGAAGAGCUGGGCUUUGACACAGAAGGACUACCCUCUGCUGUGUGGCCAGGCGGGGAGACAGAAGCACUAACAAGGAUUGAGAGACACCUAGAGAGAAAGGCUUGGGUGGCCAACUUUGAGAGGCCAAGGAUGAAUGCCAACUCCCUGCUGGCCAGCCCCACAGGCCUGAGCCCUUACCUUCGCUUUGGCUGCCUCUCCUGUCGCCUCUUCUAUUUCAAACUCACAGAUCUCUACAGAAAGGUAAAGAAGACCAGUACCCCUCCCCUCUCCCUUUAUGGUCAGCUGCUUUGGCGAGAAUUUUUUUACACUGCUGCUACCACCAACCCACGAUUUGACAAGAUGGAGGGCAAUCCCAUCUGCGUGCGCAUUCCCUGGGAUAAGAACCCAGAGGCACUGGCCAAAUGGGCUGAGGCUAAGACUGGUUUUCCAUGGAUUGAUGCUAUCAUGACCCAACUGAGGCAGGAGGGCUGGAUCCAUCACCUGGCUCGUCAUGCUGUGGCUUGCUUUCUCACCCGAGGAGACCUGUGGAUCAGUUGGGAGGAGGGAAUGAAGGUUUUUGAGGAGCUCCUACUGGAUGCAGACUGGAGUGUGAAUGCGGGCAGCUGGAUGUGGCUCUCUUGUAGCUCAUUCUUUCAGCAGUUUUUCCACUGCUACUGUCCAGUAGGGUUUGGUCGGCGCACUGACCCUAACGGGGACUUUAUUAGACGCUAUUUACCUAUUCUUCGAGGUUUUCCGGCCAAGUAUAUCUACGAUCCAUGGAACGCCCCAGAUUCAGUGCAGACUGCAGCAAAGUGCAUCAUUGGAGUCCAUUACCCAAAGCCCAUGGUGAACCAUGCAGAGGCCAGUCGCCUUAACAUUGAAAGAAUGAAACAGAUCUACCAGCAACUUUCCCGUUAUAGGGGACUGGGACUUCUGGCUUCAGUGCCAUCUACGCACAACGGGAAUGGGAACGGGAUGGCCUACUCUCCAGGAGAACAGCAGUCUGGGACCAGCACACCAGCACCAGCCGUGUCAGGCAGCUCGGUUGCCAGUGGUAACCGGAGUGGAAGUAUUCUGCUGAACUUUGACAGUGAGGACCAGGGACCAAGCAGAAUGCAGCAGCAACAAAAGCUAGGACGUGUGCUUCACACAGCAGCACAGCGUGUCACAUGUAAGAGGGAGCGAGAAUCGGAACGAGACACUGAAGGAGACGACACACUCGUCACCUCUAACAAGCUACCGCGACAAAUGACAGAGAUCUCUACUGUGCACUGCACCAAUGGCAACCAACCUGAUAUGUAGAGCUAGAUGGACAUAUCAAACUGAAGUGAACAUGGAAGCAACCACUGGUUUCAAUAUGAAGACUUUUUCUUUCUUUGUUUUUGAAGGAAUUGGGAAUUGGAUGCUGGGCCAUAUGGCUUAUUAAUAACCUGAAUGGUCAGUUAUAAAGAAGGUGAAUGUAUAUGACACAGAGAAACUGGUCAUUUCCCAUUCAGAACAAUAUAUAUUUAUUUUUUUGUUGGCAACAUUUUUGUCAGUUAAUGCAGGUAAAUACUAUUUUUUUUUUUCCAGGAGAAUAUGCUACUGGCUCUAGAGUAUUUUGUAAAUCUGGAAAUCUUUUAUAUAAAGAAGAAUCUAAAAGACAUCAGAUCUUUGCAGCAGCCAGCAUAUGAGUAUUUAUAUGCAUUAAUGAGUCUUACUCACACUAUGCUAAUUACAUUUGAAUGCAAAAGUUUGCAUACUCUUACUUUUAAAUAAUAAAAUCAACAAUGCAACAUUUACUGAGAGUAAAAAGUUUCUUGAUAUUUCAGAAUGUGAUGUAAAUAUGUUAUUGUUAUUUCUGUAAUUCCGCUUGCCUCUAAAACGCAUUUUCAGGAUUUUUGUGUAUCACUGACAAAAAGCAUUUUUUAAAGAAUAUUUUUCCACUCUUUGUUUAUGUUUUUGUCUUUUUUUCCCUUUCAUUUUACUACUAGUAAUAGUGUCACUAAAACACUUUUUUAUUACACUCUUCACCAGUUUUGUAACGGUCAGUAUUUUCCAUUUUAGGUCAUUUUUACGGCUACUGACUCAUAACUGUUUAUAGCGUAAAUAAGAAUUAGCAAAGUAAAAAUGUUAUCUGGUUAAUUAAGCACAUUAAAACAAAUCAGAGCAUGUCAUUGGAGGUGUGAACUUUUUCAAAUUGCUAAUAUUGAUAAGAGCAACGAAAGUGCUGUAAUUUGAACCUUAAAAAAAAGCAUGUUAUGUUUUGUAAACAGAAACCAUAAAACAAGAGGAAUGCAAACUUUUGCACUCAAAUGUGUAUUAAUUAAUAUGGUUGUCACUGUUUUCUCAUUUUUAAAGUCACACUUUGCUCUAUUUUAUAUUUGUAAGAGAUAAAGAGAAUUAUAAUAAUGCUAUUUUGUUCAUUUAUGUCAGGCUUUAUUCAAGGCAGUGUUCAAAAGAACAAAACGUCCUGGACACUAGUAUUGUAAAUAAUGUACGUUCAUUGUUAGAUUCUUGUGGUGAUAUUGUUUCAGUUAGAAAAGCAGUAUGUUUAUUGAAGUGCCCGUUUCGUUUUAUUUAGGAUUGAACGAACGUCAUUCUAGAGUGCUUCAUAGUAUAGUAGUCUUAGAGAAACAAACCUUUAUUGUUUUUUUUGUUUGUUUGUUUGUUCGUUUGUUUGUUUUUAAGGACCUUCUGGUCCCACCUCACAGCCAGCAAAUGCCUAAAGCACAACAAAAUACUGUUAAUGAAUGGGAGUAACUGGAGAUUGUGUUCAUACCAGCUAUUCAUCAUAAUACAGAUGCAUAAAAUAUGUCAUGUCAAUCUACUUUUAUAUACCUUUUCUCCCCAUUCUUUUUUGCAUUAAGAAACUUAUUCACUGUAAAUCAGUUCUACUUGAACAUGUGUGGAGGCAUUCCAAAGGCGUCUUUAUUUUCCUCCUGCUGAGAGUUUGUAUGCUUCUCCAAACUGAUGGAGUAAUGAGCCAUUUUUUUUUUUUUUUUUUGGAGUAAAUGACUUUUUUUUAAUAUCGAACAGUUAGAAAACCCAACAGUAAAUAGUACAGCUAUUUCCAAAGGUUUUUUUCUGCAUAUACCAAAAUAACAGAGUAGAAAUCACAAAAAUGUCUUUGUACAAAAACACAGAAGAAAACUUUUAAUACAUAAUACAUAAUUUUUGAAAGCACUUAAGGUGCAAAAUUGGGCAUUGUGCUUCUCUUAAAUAAUGUAUGUAUCUAAUUGCUACUGAUUUUUAAUUUUUUUUGCUGGUCAGUUGAUCAGUGUCCGUCUUAAAGCAGUUCCAUUUGCAUACACGUUUACAAUGUCAACAGUCCAGGUGCCCAGUAAGAGUUCUUUCUCUAUAACAUGUAAAUAUAGGCCAUGAACCUUAUUCCUAUGUGUGCAGUGGUUAAUCAGUGGUAACUGAUGCGUAAUUUGCUGAAUUUGUCUUUGUGCUGUUCUGACUGCUGUUGGAGUAGUAGCAUCUGUACUGCGAUUGAUGUAGAAAAAAGACUGUUACUACCAAGUGUAAGGAUGCACCUACUGGGGUGUAAGGACUUCAAUUUCGAAUGUUGAGAGCGCUUUUGAACUCAUUCCUGUGUGCUGUUGUAGUUCUCUAUAUUUGUCACCACAAAAUAAGACAAGUCUUUUUCCUCUACUUGGAUUUGUUUUGUUCAUUUUAUUUCCUUUCUGUGAAAUGUGUUUGACUUGACACUUUCUACCUAUCCUCUAGUCUUUAAAAAGUCCUUGUGCAAAAUGAGGUUGAAGACAGAAGUAAAGUGUUGAACCAUUCAGUUCUUUUUGUUA